Messenger RNA from Electrophorus electricus (electric eel), 5036 nucleotides. Lineage: Eukaryota; Metazoa; Chordata; Actinopteri; Gymnotiformes; Gymnotidae. The record is from RefSeq and is a predicted model, not a curated record.
GCAGGAUCCACUGAUUCCGCUCAGUUCAGCCGUGUUCCGUUGCUCGGCCGGUGGUGGACCUUGCCCCGGGCUGCAUGGGAAGGCGAGAGAACGUUUUAUGGAGAUGCGGAGGAUAACGCAAGGCGUCUGACGGUUGGGGAAAAGCAAAGAGAUCGUUAAGAUUAAUCAUUGAGCUGGAUGAGAGGACGACGAGGGCUGUUCGGAGGAGCAUCAUCUGUAACAAGCCAUCGUUUUGAUACUACGUCUAGCGUAGAGCCACAUUUUGUAAGCCCUCCGUAAAUAGGUUUUAGAUAUCAUAGUAAAAUAAUCAUUUGCGAUUGCAGGUUUUAUGAUCUCGAAGCCACAUGAGACAAAUCGACAAGGUUGUUAUUUGCAGACACUGAGUGUAAAUGAUUACUGUGGACAUACUGGGAAGUUCUCGAUCGGUUUAGACGUUGACCAUAGAAACUGUUCGCGCAGAUCGCAGUAAACCCGAACUGUAAGUGGAACAGUACCGUCACAUUUGCGCACGCAUUAAAGCGUUAAAGGCUUCGUCUCCGCUUGGCCUUUAUAAACCAGCGCAUUCGCGUCCUGACCGCCCUGGCCGAGAUUCGCUCGAGGGACCCCCUCCUGACGGGAUUCUAGAAGGCCGCCCUGGCACGAGGCAGCGCGUCGCUCUCCGAGGGGGAUUGGCUCGUUCCGAGGUUGCUGAGGACAGAAGAUGUCGGGUCAGACACUGACGGACCGCAUCGCCGCGGCGCAGUACGGCCUGACGGGCUCCGAGGUGGCGCGUGCGGUUUGCAAAGCGACCACACACGAGGUGAUGGCACCAAAGAAAAAACAUCUCGAAUAUUUGAUCCAAGCAACGCAGGAAUCUAACGUGAACAUCCCGCAGAUGGCCGACACUCUGUUCGAGAGGGCAGGGAAUGCCAGCUGGAUCGUGGUCUUCAAGGCCUUGGUCACCACGCAUCACCUCAUGGUCCAUGGCAAUGAGAGAUUCAUCCAGUUUCUUGCCUCCCGGAACACCCUUUUCAACCUCAGCAACUUUUUGGACAAGACUGGCUCCCAUGGCUAUGACAUGUCCACCUUCAUCAGGCGCUACAGCAGGUAUUUGAAUGAGAAGGCCUUUGCCUACAGACAGAUGGCGUUCGACUUUGGCAGAGUGAAAAAAGGAGCUGACGGUGUCAUGAGAACGAUGACUACAGAUAAGCUUUUGAAAGCCAUGCCAACCCUGCAAAGUCAGAUCGAUGCCCUGCUGGAGUUUGACGUCCAUCCGAAUGACCUUGUCAAUGGGGUGAUCAAUGCAGCAUUUCUACUGAUGUUCAAGGAUUUGAUCAAGCUAUAUGCCUGUUACAAUGAUGGAAUUAUUAAUUUAUUAGAGAAAUUUUUCCAGAUGAAGAAAGGGCAAUGCAAAGAUGCUUUGGAAAUCUACAAAAGAUUCCUGACGCGAAUGACCAGAGUUUCAGAGUUCCUAAAAAUUGCUGAGCAAGUCGGAAUAGACAAAAACGAUAUUCCAGAACUUACCCAGGCCCCGGAGAGUCUGCUAGAGUCUCUGGAGACGCAUCUGAACACCCUGGAGGGGAAGAGGGGUGAUGAGUCACCAACUAAGAAGGGCUCCGUAGCCAGUAAUGGAACCCCCGCUGGCACGCCUACAAAGUCAGUGGAAACCAUAUCUCCACCCAACAUGGUGGCAGGUGGUGCAGGUGCAGGUGCAGCACCAAAAGCACCCGCUGCCGAACAACCAAAGGCAGCAGCGCCUGCAACAAACAACAGUGGUUUUAAUGACCUGGUGGAUUUUGAUUUGCUGGCUCCCAGUGCAGGUGCCUCAGCAGCUCCCAUGUCAUCAUGGGGAGACCUCCUGGGUGAAGCCACUCUAACAGCUCCUGCUGCAGCACCUGCUGCUAGCGCGUCCGCAGCCCUACUGCCUGAGGCCGACUCCGCGUCUAGCACAGCUGAAGCGGCCCCAGCGGCCGCUGCUAACGCUAAUGCUGACACGCCGGUGGCCCCCGCCUCACUGCCAACCCCUGCUCCUGCUGCCCCGACCUCUUCCAUUUCAGACAUGGACCUGUUCGGAGAUGCGUUUGCCCCAUCUCCGGGCGACGGGCCAGUUGGGGGCGGGGCUCCAGCAGCCGCUGCUGAUGCAUGUGCUGGAUCUGACCCUUGGGCUCCCUCUGAGGGCAGUGCGGAAGUUGUCCCAGAGCUUGACCUUUUUGCCAUGAAGCCAGCAGAGGGCAGCACAGCGGCAGAAAGCCCAGAUGGUGAGGAGCUGGGCAUAACCCCCAGUGCAGCUUCCAGUUCAGCUCCCAGUGAAGCUCCCGGUGGAACUUCCAGUUCAGCUCCCACUGCUGCCCCAGCUAGCUCCACCACCACCACCGCCUCCACCGCAGAGUCGACCGCUCCACCAGCACUGGACAUCUUUGGUGAUAUAUUUGAUUCUGUGCCUGAGCAAAGCGCCUCCACAGAGUCCAAAGCUGCCGUUACUCCCACUGCUAAUGUAGACCUGUUCGGUGCAGAUCUUCCCGCUGUCUCUCCGGGACCUUCACUCUUGCCAGAACCUUCCGUCACUGGGGACCUUUUAUCUGACUCAUUCAUUGCUCCAGCUCCAGCUCCUACGUCUCCUCCCAAAGCAGAGACUCCUGUUGUAGACCUGCUGGACGCAUUUGGGGAGCCUGCCGGCGAACCCCAGACCACCAUGGCUGCUGCUGACCUGCUCGGAGGCCUGAUUUCUCCUGUGGCCCCCGCGGUUGCCCCAAUCGGUGCAGCCCCCGUACCAUCUGCAGCUCAAGAUGACCUGCUGGAGUCAGCCUUCGACGCCUUCGCCCCUGCACCUACCACCUCCAUACCAGCUGAGGCUGCGCCUGCCUCCACAGCGCCCUCCAGAGGAUUCGACACAUCAGUGUUCGAUGGAUUAGGGGACCUGCUCAUGCCUGCCAUAACCCCCCAGAGUACAGGCGGGACCCCCAUUGCUGCCACUGGAACCCCCACAGCUCCUUCAGUAGUUCUGCCGGCUGCGCCCACAAUGAUGCCCACCAUGAUGCCCACAGCAGCACCUCCCCCCAAAGCCAUUGGCAGCGACCUGGACUCCUCACUCGCCAACCUGGUCGGAAAUCUGGGAAUGGGGAGCCAGAAAAAGGACAGUGAGAAGAAGCUCACAGGUGGAGCGAACUGGACCCCGCAGGUCGCCCUUUCGAGCUGGGGCACACCCACGGCACAGGUGCCUGGUGCCCCUGGUGCCACGACUGGCACGCCCCCUGUUGGUGCCAUGCCACCACCCAUGGGGGCCCAGUCUGGAUUUGGCAUGCCUCCCUCUGCUGGUGCAGGAGCUCCCAUGAUGCCCCAGCCAAUGAUGAUGGGCCAGCCCAUGAUGAGACCACCUUUUGCAGGAACAGCUGUACCAGGAGCCCCACUAUCUCCAGGCCCAGCAGCCCAGAGCCCCAAGAAACCUCCUACUAAGGAUCCUCUGGCAGACCUCAACAUUAAGGACUUCUUGUAAUUUCCCAGUAUCUUUGAGAUUAGGCUGAGAAAGAUGUGUCCACUGACCAUAUACACACCGAGACACUCCCUAACCACGCCCCCUGCCCUGCCCUUUCAGCUCCAUGUCAUGUUGUAGCACAAAGUGUGAAGUGAACUAUAGAGGAAAAAAAAGAACAGCAAAGGUGUGCUUAUCUUGAUGUCAUUCUUUUUUGUUUCAAUAUAAAUUAAACAAAAUCAUUCCAAAAAAUAGAAAUAGAGGGGAAAAAAUGAAAACUUAACUACGAAGGAUUACAACAAAUGCGUAUGUAUGUAGAGUGUUUUACAGUGUUGGCUUCUAUGUUUGAAUGAUGUGUGUGUGUUGAUGUCCUGUUGUGUGGUUUUUUAAGGAGAAUGGUGUUGCCUCCACCCACUUCCCCACCUUUCUCCAUGCAGGGCCACACUUCUUACUUUUAUGUCCAUUUUACAGCAGCGUGUGACGUGUCCUUUGCAGAAGGUACUUUAGUGUAUAUAAUUGGAAAAUCAAAGGUUUUUUCCUCUUCUCUAUUCUGUAUUUGUGGAUGGGCUUAUUGACGUAAAUCUGAUAAUAAAACAAAGGCGUGGUCAUCUCCCAUUAUUGGUUUAUAUACAUAUUUGUUUCUGAAUAUAACGUAAUGAAAUAUGGCAUAUGUAAUAAAUCAGUAUCCUACCUGGGCUUACAAAUUCUCUUUAUUUAUUUAUUUAUUUAUUUAUUUAUUUUAAUUUUUUUAUUUAUUUGUAAUUCUGGUUUGAAAUUGUUGUGUGGAAUCAAUGGUCUAUACAUGUCAGUGGAAUAUGUAACAGGUCUUUUUCAGAAUCCAUCAAGAAAGGAACUAUGUAAAUCAGUCACCAUAAUGUGGGUUUUGGGAUACAGUACUAAUGUUUCCUUGGUUUCCCACUGUCUAAGUCAAUGAAAUGUGGUAUUUGAUUUUCAUAACUGCUUGUGAAGUUUGGAUACCAAACAUACACUAGUAGGUAUAGUGUUAUUUUUGUAUAACUGUAGACAGAAGUAAAAAUGUUCAGUACUAUCCCCUUCAACAACAGUCAUCUACAUCCCAGUUUGUUACAUAUAAUGUUUCUGAUGAUGUUACAUAUAAUGUUUCUGAUGGUGAUUACUGUUGGUAAAGAUGGCACAUCAGCUCCGUGAUGGAAGAAGUUGCUCAUCUGAGACCAGUUGUGUGUUGGCUGAGAUUAGGAUUACUUGGCAUCAUACUGACCGUGGUUUGUGAGGAGCUAAUGUUCAGAGACAGCAGAUCUAUGUGUGUUUCCAGAAGAGGUCACUGUUAAACAGUGUUACAGCAAUGGUGUUUAGCCAGCUGUGUUGGACCAGUGGUGUCAGUCCUGUAAUGUACACUCCCACAUAGACCUUUUUCUGCUUGUCCUUCAGUCAGACGAGUAAAGCUUUGGCUAUUGUGAAAUAAAUGAUAGAAAAUGACAGAAGGUAAUCUGUCCUUUUUAUUUUUUUUCAGAUGUUUAUUUUGACUUUAUUUAUUCAUAUAUUUAUGGCACCCUGACCCAGUGCAUGUAAGCCUUUUGAGAUGCAAUAAAUACACAGAAGAUUAAAAAUG